Molecule: messenger RNA, 213 nt
Organism: Sclerotinia sclerotiorum 1980 UF-70
Lineage: Eukaryota; Fungi; Ascomycota; Leotiomycetes; Helotiales; Sclerotiniaceae
Exons: 2
Coding region: 1-213 (70 amino acids)
Source: RefSeq, a predicted model, not a curated record
AUGACUAGAUUACCAUUCUUAUUAAAUUAUAUCCGGAGUAUUGGAGAUGAUGAGCCACCUACCAUCUCUCUCCAUCUCCAACCCCCACCGGCACCUUUCAUCCAUAAAACCCUAGCUAGGAACAUCCAAGCGAUGCCAAGUACGGAGUACACUUGGAUACUAUCGACUUCUUCCUCAGAACGAACCUCAAUGAAAUCCGUUCGGUUUGGAUAA